Messenger RNA from Acaulospora colombiana, 157 nucleotides. The record is from the annotation of a GenBank genome assembly. Lineage: Eukaryota; Fungi; Glomeromycota; Glomeromycetes; Diversisporales; Acaulosporaceae.
AUGGUUCCAGUGGAGCCAAUUCUAUUUGGGGUCAUCAAGAUACUCAGGACGUGGUAUUAUGGGGAAAACCAAGACCAGAUAAGAAUAGAGCUGAGCGAGAACGUAUCGUUAAGCUAUGUCAAUGGGCGCAGCCAUUCGGACUGGAUGCUAUCAUCCG